Kockovaella imperatae is the source of this 3015-nucleotide messenger RNA. RefSeq lists its product as hypothetical. Gene Ontology annotation, molecular function: oxidoreductase activity. The transcript is spliced from 21 exons. Lineage: Eukaryota; Fungi; Basidiomycota; Tremellomycetes; Tremellales; Cuniculitremaceae. Bases 391 to 3015 code for a protein of 874 amino acids. The record is from RefSeq and is a predicted model, not a curated record.
AUCCUUUCAUUGAUGCUGGACGCUCUUUUCGCCAGCUCCUGCAUGUCGUCUGUGAGUUUGUCAGGGGAUCGUCGAGCAUCACAGACGUUUGAUAUGCCAUGAGACGCCCUCCCGGGGGUGUUUAGAGCCAUUGAGGGAUCACGAUCCACUGAGCAGGCUGUCUGAUGCCCCGCCAGCUCGCUCUCUCGAGAUGUACGAGGCUAUAUGUGUGGCGGCGGUCUCAGUCCCCCAUCCGCCACAAAUAGCCACGUCAUCCCCCCCCCCCUGUCACCGGUUAAUGCGAGACUCAUUCCUAAGCGAACAACCUCUUUUGAGCAUCCCAUCCCAUCGUUCUCCAGCUCGUGGUGACUCUUUUGCAUCUCUACUUUGAUCCAUUAUCACGACGCCACGAUGGGAUCAUUAGACUUCAAAGACCUCGUCGUGUUGGUCACUGGUGCAGGCAGUGGGAUUGGCAAAGUGUACGCACACUUCUUCGCGUCGAGAGCUGCCAAGGUCGCUGUGAACGAUGUAUCUGCCCAAGCGGCUCAACAAGUCGUCGAUGAGAUCACCAAGAGCGGUGGUAAGGCCGUUGCAGCCGCCGGAUCCGUCGCAGAAGGACAAAAGAUCGUCGAUCAGGUCGUCAAAGCCUUUGGUACGGUUCAUGUACUGAUCAACAAUGCUGGAAUCCUUCGUGACAAAUCUUUCAAAAACAUGACGGAUCAGGAUUGGGAUCUGGUCGUUCUAGUCCACCUGAAAGGUGCAUACAGCUGUACAAAGGCGUGCUGGCAGAUCUUCAGGGAUCAAAAGUUUGGACGAGUGAUCAACACGGCAUCUGCAGCUGGCCUCUAUGGAAAUGUCGGACAGGCGAACUAUUCCUCCGCCAAGAUGGGUCUCGUCGCAUUCACGCGCACCAUCGCUCGUGAAGGAGAAAAGUAUAAUAUUAAGUCCAAUGCCAUCGUCCCGAUCGCCAAAUCAGCAAUGACGGAAACGAUCAUGCCUGCAGAGAUGCUCGCAGGGCUCAAGCCUGAGCUCAUUGCGCCCUUGGUCGGUGUACUCACUGCCAAGAACGGCCCCGAUGUCACUGGACGAGUGUUUGAACUUGGGGCGGGAUUCUACUCCGAAGUGCGAUGGGAGCGAGCCAAAGGGGCUAUCUGGAAGACUGGGGAUAAGACCUUUACACCUUCUGCCGGCAUCGUCACUGCCUCGAGGAAGAUGCCGCCAAAUAAGCAAGCCUCCCCUCCUAUCAAAUUUGACGGAAAGACGGUCAUCAUCACUGGAGCCGGUGCCGGGUUGGGACGAUCGUAUGCGUUGAUGUUUGGACAACUCGGCGCGAACGUCGUUGUCAACGAUGUCAACAAGGACAACGCGGAGAGAGUCGUCGACGAGGUCAAGAAGAUGGGCAGCCGAGCGGUCGCUGCAGUCUGCUCGGCAGAAGAGGGCGAGACGAUCGUCAAGACUGCCAUGGACACGUUUGGCGCUGUUCACAUCCUUAUCGCCAACGCCGGUAUUCUUCGAGACAAGUCAUUCGGGAAUAUGGACGAAAGCAUGUGGGAUCAGGUCAUGGCUGUGCAUCUCAGGGGAACCUACAAGUGCGCCAAAGCGUGCUGGCCAGUAUUCUCAAAGCAAAAGUAUGGCCGGAUCAUCACAACGACUUCGCCCAAUGGGCUGUAUGGAGCUAUCGGACAGGCCAAUUACUCGACUGCCAAAGCCGCUCUGAUCGGUUUCGCCCGGACUCUCGCCCUCGAAGGUGCCAGAUCAAACAUUCUGGUCAAUUGUAUCGCUCCGCAAGCUGGAACAGCCAUGACGGCGACCGUGUGGCCAAAGGAGGCGCUAGAGGCGAUGUCUCCUGACUAUGUCGCACCUGUGGUCGGAUACCUCUGCUCGGAACAAUGCCAAGACACUGGGACGCUUUACGAAACGUUUGGUGGCUUUGCCGCCCAAGUCAGAUGGCAGAGAACCCACGGGUUCUGCUUCCCCAAUGACAAGGAGCCGUCGCCAGAGGCUGUUCUCGGCAAGUGGAAGGAGAUCACGACAUUUGACGACCGCUCGACCCACCCUUCAUCCGCCCAAGAAGCUAUCCAGCAGAUCCUCGAGAAUUUCUCCAAUCACGCAGAAGCCUCCUCUGGCGAAUCUGGUGGCAGCGAGUUUGAGCAUUCUGAGGACACCGACGCCGUCAAACAGGCCAAGCGGAAUCCUCCUUCGCCGGAAGAAUUCACAUACACCGAGCGAGAUGUCAUGCUAUACAAUCUGGGCAUUGGAGCCAAGGCGAGCGAGCUCAAGUGGACAUUUGAGAAUUCGGAAGACUUUGCAGCCCUUCCCACAUUCGGUGUCAUUCCCCAAUUCGGCUCUUCCUCCUCCAUGCCCAUGGACUUUGUACCCAAUUUCGACCCCACCAAGCUCCUGCAUGGCGAGCAGUAUCUCAAGAUCCUCGGCCCCAUCCCUACAUCCGCCACCGUCAUCAAUCACACUCAGCUCGUCGAGGCGUUGGACAAGGGCAAGGCUGCGGCGGUCACUUGUCGUGUCAUCACAAAGGACAAGUCGACGGGAGAGUCGCUGUUCGAGAACCAGAGUACGGUGUUUCUGAGGGGUUGUGGCGGAUUUGGAGGGAAGAAGAGUGGUUCGGACCGCGGACCUGCAACGGCUCUGAAUACACCUCCAAAGCGACAACCUGACGCCGUCGUUGAGGAGAAGACGACGCUGGAACAAGCUGCGAUCUAUCGUCUCUCGGGUGACUACAACCCAUUGCAUAUCGAUCCGUCGUUCUCCAAAAUGGGAGGAUUCUCCAAGCCUAUUCUUCACGGCCUUUGCUUCAUGGGAAUUGCCGGAAAACACGUCCUCAAGACCUUUGGACCGUACACGGACAUCAAGGUCCGAUUUGCCGGCACCGUGAUUCCUGGCGAGACGCUCGUCACGGAGAUGUGGAAGGAGGGUGACAAGGUCAUAUUUGCUUCCAAAGUCAAGGAGCGCAAUACACCUGCGUUGAGCAAUGCUGCGGUGACUUUGGUGAAGCAGGACUCUACCAAGGCAAAGUUGUGA